ACAGCAAAACAUUCAUUAUUUUGGAGUUUAAAGUAUGUCAUCAUGACAAAAUUUCGAAGAAAGACUUGCAUCAUUUUGUCACUUUUUAUUCUUUUUAUUUUCUCUCUGAUGAUCGGCUUGAAGAUGCUGAGGCCAAAUACAGCAUCCAUUGGAACUCCUUUUGGGCUUGACCUUCUUCCAGAACUUCAUCCACCCAAAGCCCCCUUGGAAGACAAACUUGACUUCCAAAAGAGUGAUAGAACCAACAUGGAAACAAAUACCAAGAAUUUAAAAGCUGCUGGCAUGACUGUGCACCCACCCAAAGCCUCUGAAGUGAACCUAGAAGAGCUGCCUCCUCCGAAUUAUUUUUUACAUGUAUUUUAUUACAGUUGGUAUGGAAAUCCACAAUUUGAUGGUAAAUAUAUACACUGGAAUCAUCCAGUCCUGAAGCAUUGGGACCCUAGAAUAGCCAAGAACUAUCCACAAGGGAGACAUACUCCUCCAGAUGACAUUGGCUCCAGUUUUUAUCCUGAGUUAGGAAGUUACAGCUCUCAGGACCCAUCUGUCAUAGAAGCUCACAUGAGACAAAUGUGCUCAGCCUCAAUUGGAGUACUGGCUCUUUCUUGGUACCCACCUCACUCAAAUGAUGAGAAUGGAGAAGCUACUGAUCAUUUGGUACCAACUAUUUUGGAUAAAGCUCAUAAAUAUAAUCUGAAGGUCACUUUUCACAUAGAGCCAUAUAGUAAUCGAGAUGAUCAAAACAUGCAUAAAAAUGUCAAGUAUAUUAUAGACAAAUAUGGAAGCCAUCCAGCCUUUUAUAGGUACAAGACAAGGACCGGGCAGUCUUUGCCUAUGUUUUAUGUCUAUGAUUCCUAUAUCACGAAGCCUAAAGUGUGGGCCAAUCUGUUAACACCUUCAGGAUCUCAGAGUGUUCGAAGUUCUCCAUAUGAUGGAUUGUUUAUUGCACUUCUGGUAGAAGAAAAGCAUAAAUAUGAUAUUCUUCAAAGUGGUUUUGAUGGAAUUUACACAUAUUUUGCCACAAAUGGUUUUACAUAUGGCUCAUCACAUCAGAAUUGGGCUAACCUGAAAUCAUUUUGUGAUAAGAACAACUUGCUAUUUAUCCCAAGUGUAGGCCCUGGGUACAUAGAUACAAGCAUCCGUCCUUGGAACACUAAGAACACUAGGAACCGCAUCAACGGGAAGUAUUAUGAAGUCGGUCUAAGUGCUGCACUCCAGAUACACCCGAGUUUAAUUUCCAUCACCUCUUUCAAUGAGUGGCAUGAAGGAACUCAAAUUGAAAAGGCUGUCCCCAAAAGAACCACUAACACAGUAUACCUGGAUUACCGUCCUCACAAGCCAAGUUAUUAUCUAGAACUAACUCGAAAAUGGUCUGAAAAAUACAGUAAGGAGAGAAUGACGUAUGCAUUAGAUCAACAGCUGCCUACUUCAUAAUGUCUCACAGUUUAUUACAUCGCCUAGCUUCAGUAAACAUCCCGUGUUUUGAGUUAUGUAAAGAAAACUGUCAAAACCAAUGUGCAUUUGAUAGUUACCUUUAUCAACUAUUUCGUUUUUACUUUUUAAAAGAUGGUAUUACUUGUCCUACAAUGGACAAUACCGUACAACGAAAACAUCUGAUGAGAAAGAUUGUGUCUGUAACAUUCCUCAUGGCAUAAUUUUCUGAAUUUCUGACUGCAAUUGGAGUGUUAAUGGGAGGAUCUUUUAGGUUUUUGUUUUGCAGUAGAGAAAAGGCUUGCAUUAGAUAAAGCAGCUAACAUACAGGUAAGUCAUACUUACAUUUGGGUCAAAAGACAUAGAAGUGUGUACAUUUUAGGUACAUCAGAAAACAGAAAUACAGACUAAAGGACAGUAGAUGGUUAUGCUUCAUUUCCAAACUCCUCUGUGACUGAAAUUUUUUAGUAUUGAGAGUCUGUCUGGCUUCCCCUAGUGAUCAAAUUCACUUCUCAAGUUUCUUGUGAGCACAGACUUGUUAUUUUUUUUAAUAUUUUUUAAGUUUAAAUUAGAAACAAUCUUAUUUUACAUAUCAAUCCCAUUUCCCUCUCCCUCUGAUCGUCCCAUGUCCCCAACUGACCCCCCCCCCAUCCACUCCCCAGGGAGAGUGAGGCCUUCCAUGGGGGAUCAUCAAAGUCUUACAUCAUUUGGGGCAGGGCCUAGGCCCUCUCCAGAAACUUGUUUAAAUAACAGGCUAUUUUAUUAAUUUUCUCUAUUCUAUUAGUCAUGUUCUACUAAAAAGACCAGCUUUGUGCAGAGCAUCUGUGGUGUCAUCACUCAAAGACUCAGGUGUCUAUGAUGCAGAGUGCUUUGGAAUGUUUAAUGCCCCUGGUUUGUUCUGCUUAAUUAAAGACUAGAAACAUUAGGAGGUAGCUUGGUAAAUGUUAGUGACUGCUUCUCAGCUAUGAGGAAAACCAUUGUUUCUCAGUCAUCAAAGAUUUAUCAAGUUCAGAUAUUCUGUUUUUAAGGUAUCUUGUUAGUCCUUUUAGGUCUCAUUUUCUUAUUCAUGUGAAUCUUUUAUGUUCACCAGAGACUACUGAACUGAGUAAGAAAGGAUAAUGUUAAUAUUAGAAUUGUUUUCCUUUUAAUUUAAUUUUACCAUAAAUAAUACAGAAAAUUUACUUAUCACUUAAACUAGAGAUAGACAACCAUUAUUUUUAAGGUAACACCAUUUUUUCAGUUAUGUGCUCAUGUGAAAGUCUUAUACUUUUAUACUGUUGGGUUAAAAAGAAAAUGUGGGUGAUCCAUAGCUCUCAUAUGAUUACAAAUCGAAUACUUUUAUGCUAAAAAUAAAUUAUUUUAAAAAUGAGAAAUCGUAAAUAUUGACUGAAUUCAGUACUUAUAACAGCAAAAACAGCUAGUCUACUUAUUUUACUUAAAGGUGUUUUCUUAGUUCUACUGAGAGAAUCAGUUGCAUCAUGUUAACAAAUAAUGCAGGCUAAUCUCCAGAACACACAGAUAUUCAGAAACAGAUUGCUUCUGGAAUUGAACAUAAAAUACGCAGCAGAGGAGAAACAUUUUUAGGCUAAGGGAGAUAUUACACAUAUUAUACCUCUUUAAGUUUACUGAGUUCAAACAUUCAGAUUUUUAAAAAUUAAGAGCUGGAUCAUUUCAGUAAAUUGACUUGUGAUCAAUAUUAUAAUCAUUUCUUUUAUAAGGUAUUUAGUUUUGGGGAUUAACCCAUCUAAUUGUUUAGAUUAUAAAAAAGAACCAGAUCUUUUUCUGCUUCUAAGAAAUAAUUGUAAAAGGCUGCCCUUAUUAAUGUUUAUCU
Phodopus roborovskii (desert hamster) is the source of this 3259-nucleotide messenger RNA. It is a transcript of the gene Manea, whose product is annotated as mannosidase endo-alpha. The transcript has 4 exons. The record is from RefSeq and is a predicted model, not a curated record. Gene Ontology annotation, cellular component: Golgi apparatus. Lineage: Eukaryota; Metazoa; Chordata; Mammalia; Rodentia; Cricetidae. Gene Ontology annotation, molecular function: alpha-mannosidase activity. The coding region runs from base 43 to 1431 and encodes 462 amino acids.